AUGGCUACUCCUAACGGUGUUGACGGUGCAAAGGCAGCCGGUGGCCUUUCUGCCAAUGACAACAUCACCCGCUUCGCCGCCCCCAGCCGACCAUUGAGUCCUCUUCCUGAACACGCUCUUUUCAACGAGAAGACGAGAUGUUUCGUCUACGGUCUGCAACCCCGCGCCGUGCAGGGUAUGCUCGACUUCGACUUCAUCUGCAAGCGUGCAACUCCUUCGGUAGCCGGCAUCAUCUACACUUUCGGUGGCCAGUUCGUCAGCAAGAUGUACUGGGGCACCAGCGAGACUCUGCUGCCCGUCUACCAGCAGGUAGAGAAGGCCAUGGCGAAGCACCCUGAGGUUGACGUCGUCGUCAACUUUGCUUCCUCGCGCAGUGUCUACAGCUCCACAAUGGAGUUGAUGGAGCACCCCCAGAUCAAGACUAUUGCCAUCAUUGCUGAGGGUGUCCCUGAGCGACGUGCACGGGAAAUCGCACACGUUGCUCGCAAGAAGGGUGUCCAGAUCAUUGGUCCCGCCACUGUCGGUGGUAUCAAGCCCGGCAGCUUCAAAAUUGGUAACACCGGCGGUAUGAUGGACAACAUUGUUGCCUCCAAGUUGUAUCGCAAGGGCUCCGUUGGCUACGUCUCCAAGUCUGGUGGCAUGUCCAACGAGCUGAACAAUAUCAUCUCGCAAACUACCGACGGUGUCUACGAAGGCAUUGCCAUUGGUGGUGACCGCUACCCCGGUACCACUUUCAUUGACCACAUGCUGAGAUACCAGGCUGAUCCUGACUGCAAGAUCCUCGUCCUGCUCGGCGAGGUUGGUGGAGUAGAGGAAUACAAGGUCAUUGAGGCCGUCAAGAAGGGUGUCAUUACCAAGCCCAUUGUUGCGUGGGCCAUUGGUACAUGCGCUAGCAUGUUCAAAACUGAAGUUCAAUUUGGUCACGCAGGCUCUUUCGCCAACUCUCAGCUUGAGACUGCUGCCACCAAGAACAAGACGAUGAAGGAAGCCGGCAUUUUCGUUCCCGACACCUUUGAGGACAUGCCGCAGGUCCUCAAGUCCGUAUACGAGAAGCUCGUCAAGGAAGGAACAAUUGUUCCCCAACCCGAGCCGAUCGUCCCCAAGAUCCCCAUUGACUACUCGUGGGCCCAAGAGCUUGGUCUCAUCCGAAAGCCCGCUGCGUUCAUUUCCACCAUCUCGGAUGAUCGUGGACAAGAACUUCUGUACGCCGGCAUGCCCAUCUCUGACGUCUUCAGGGAGGACAUUGGUAUCGGUGGUGUCAUGUCUUUGCUGUGGUUCCGCCGCCGCCUGCCUGAAUAUGCCUCCAAGUUCUUGGAGAUGGUUCUCAUGCUUACUGCCGAUCACGGUCCAGCUGUUUCGGGUGCCAUGAACACCAUCAUUACCACUCGUGCCGGCAAGGACCUCAUCAGCGCCCUCGUUUCGGGUCUGCUCACGAUCGGUUCCCGAUUCGGCGGGGCCCUUGAUGGUGCUGCCGAGGAAUUCACCAAGGCCCAAUCCAAGGGUCUGAGCCCCCGUGAAUUCGUCGACGUGAUGCGCAAGCAGAAUAAGCUUAUCCCGGGUAUUGGUCACCGUAUCAAGUCGCGAAAUAACCCUGAUCUGCGUGUGGAACUUGUUAAGGAGUAUGUUCUGAAGAACUUCCCCAACCACGAGCUGCUCGACUACGCCUUGGCAGUCGAAACGGUCACCACGUCGAAGAAGGAUAACCUGAUUCUGAACGUUGAUGGCUGCGUUGCUGUCUGCUUCGUGGAUCUGAUGCGCAACUGCGGUGCAUUCAGCCCCGAAGAGGCUGAGGACUACAUGAGCAUGGGUGUCCUGAACGGUCUGUUCGUUCUCGGACGAUCGAUCGGUUUGAUUGCCCAUUACCUUGACCAGAAGCGACUACGCACUGGUCUCUACAGACAUCCUUGGGAUGAUAUUACGUACCUGCUGCCCACCCUGGGCGCCGCUGGUCCGGUGGGCGAGAGCCGAGUGGAGGUGUCGGUCAAAUAG
Pseudomassariella vexata is the source of this 1989-nucleotide messenger RNA. RefSeq names its product citrate synthase-like protein. The record is from RefSeq and is a predicted model, not a curated record. Gene Ontology annotation, molecular function: ATP citrate synthase activity. Gene Ontology annotation, cellular component: cytosol. Gene Ontology annotation, biological process: fatty acid biosynthetic process; tricarboxylic acid cycle; acetyl-CoA biosynthetic process. Bases 1 to 1989 code for a protein of 662 amino acids. The transcript has 2 exons. NCBI's taxonomy places the organism in Eukaryota, Fungi, Ascomycota, Sordariomycetes, Amphisphaeriales, Pseudomassariaceae.